AUGGAUGAAUACAGAUUGGGGAGGCAAAUCAGAAUAUUAGAGAACAUGGAGAGGAUCAGCAACUGGAUCGUCGAAAUGGAAAGGCCGACAGGCAAGAAAGACAGGAUGAUGAAGAGAUAUGUUAGGAGUAUCUUAAGAAGGAAGUAUGGGAGAUACAAGAAGCUUGGAGCUCUGAAUGUCGAGGGGAAGCUCGAUGGAGAGGUCAAAGGGCUCCGGGACCUCGGCUAUUACGAGUCGAGAGCUUCAAAGGAUGUGGAGGCAGCCUUCAAGGGUUCAAGGCUCUAUGGGGAUGGACUGGAGUUAGAGAGGAUUUUCAGGAAAUAUGCAGAUGUCCACCUAUGCAGCGGAUAUAGGGAGUUUCUGAAGAAGAUUCAUAGACUCGAUACGGAGAAGUCCAAGUUUAGGUAUCUGGAGUACUUGAGUGAGCUGAACGAGUACCUGGGGAGAUUCAUCAAGGUGAAGUAUCCUAAGAUGUUUAGGAAGGUUGUGGCCUCUGCACCAAAGAUUAUAAGCAGGGCAGAGGCUCGCGGCUUUGGCAAGAAGAACGGGAUGGAGGGCGCCGAAUGGUUUCCAAAGGUGUACUGUGUUAAGUGUGGGAGAGAGAUCUCAAGGAAGGUGUUUAGAUACCAUUUGGAAGGGAAGAGGCAUUGCAGAGAAGGCCAGGGCAAAGAAGAGGUUCUAUACUGUGGGAUGCCUGUUUCUGAGGCCGAAAGCUUGGUUUUGAAGUCUCUGGCGAUUCUAGAGAAGGAGAGGAAACAUAGCAUUUCUCUGCUUUCCAGAAGAAAGAAGCAAACGAAGAGCAGUGUUCCGAGGUGGCUGUGCAGGCGGAAAGAUCUGGACAUAGCAUUUGAGUGCGAGAUCUGUGGAUAUUCCGGAUAUGGUAGGGACAGGUUUGAUAGGCACUUUGAGGAGGACUCCCAUGCAAGAGGCGUGGAGAUGUAUGGGGCCAAGUAUUGCCGGGUGUUGAAAGGAAUCACGAGAGUCGGGAUUCUCAUGAAGAUGAAGAAUAGGAUGGAGGAGUCUGAGAGUUACUCGGAGGAGUUUGAGGACGAGGAGGGAAAUGUGUUUGACAAAAGAACGUAUGAAGACCUCAAAAGGAACAAUCUCAUCUAG
Encephalitozoon cuniculi GB-M1 is the source of this 1113-nucleotide messenger RNA. RefSeq names its product SF3a splicing factor complex subunit PRP9. Lineage: Eukaryota; Fungi; Microsporidia; Unikaryonidae. Gene Ontology annotation, cellular component: spliceosomal complex. The record is from RefSeq and is marked provisional. The transcript has a single exon. Gene Ontology annotation, molecular function: RNA binding. Gene Ontology annotation, biological process: mRNA splicing, via spliceosome. Bases 1 to 1113 code for a protein of 370 amino acids.